CCCCCCCCCAGCAUUACCAUUUCUGCUCCUCCAUGCUGAUGAUUAUAUUCGUGUAUUCUGCGUCUCCGUCUCCGUCUCCGUCUACUACUUCUCCCUCUCCCUCUACUUCUACUUCUACCUCUGCUCCCCCCUCCCGUCUCCUCCACACUUCCUACGCCUAUCCACCUCCAGCUCCACCUCUGGCUCUGGCUGCUCCCGCUGCCUGCCAAGAAGACGAACACCUGCUUCUCCCCAGCGGCCCGCCUCGUACCUAAUCUUACCUUUUCCCUUACCGCACCCUCCUCUCAACCCUCCCCCGACACAUACCUACCUACCCACACACCGAGGAGCCGCCCUGUAUAUAUAUACACAUCUGCUCGUCCCCUCUUCCUCUCGUUCACACGCAUACAUCUAUCUACGCGUGCACGUCCACACAGACACAGACCGGAAGUAUAUAUCCCUAUAUCCUCACAUAUCCUCACUUCCUCCCUCCCCGCCUCUGCCUCCUCGAAUAUCCCCCCCAACGCCCUCCCGCCUGUCUCAGAUCCAGAUCAGGCCGUUCCCUCCCCCCCCGGUCUUCGCUACUUUCCCCCCGUGCCCCGAGCCUCCACCAGUCCACUCGCAGGAUCCUCGGUGCUUCACUCAUACAUGAGACCAUCGCAUUCGCUUCCCGCUGUUUUAUCGAUCCGGUUCUCGACUUGGGUAGCUUAACCGCCCUGGGGUGUCUCCGGAGUUGCAG
Messenger RNA from Amorphotheca resinae ATCC 22711, 718 nucleotides. RefSeq lists its product as hypothetical. The record is from RefSeq and is a predicted model, not a curated record. Bases 33 to 254 code for a protein of 73 amino acids. NCBI's taxonomy places the organism in Eukaryota, Fungi, Ascomycota, Leotiomycetes, Helotiales, Amorphothecaceae. The transcript has a single exon.